This is a messenger RNA of Trypanosoma theileri, 1716 nucleotides long. Its product is annotated as putative phosphatidylinositol 4-kinase. Gene Ontology annotation, biological process: phosphatidylinositol phosphate biosynthetic process; phosphatidylinositol-mediated signaling. The transcript has a single exon. The coding region runs from base 1 to 1716 and encodes 571 amino acids. Gene Ontology annotation, cellular component: cytoplasm; membrane. The record is from RefSeq and is a predicted model, not a curated record. Lineage: Eukaryota; Euglenozoa; Kinetoplastea; Trypanosomatida; Trypanosomatidae. Gene Ontology annotation, molecular function: 1-phosphatidylinositol 4-kinase activity.
AUGGAGGGGUUACUUAACUUGUCCAAUGUAUCCUUUGGAGAACAGGUUCUUUUUGUCAACAAACUUUAUGAUACUCCCCUUCAGACGCUCGAAGAUGCCCUUCUUCAAGUUUCGCACGUCUGUAUAACACAUGGUGAAACGGAAGUUCAAAACCUUUUGCGUAACUUUAUGCUAUGGCUUGCAGGACAAUCAUUUAGUGCAGCACUUAGACUAGGAUGGACAGUGGACUCCGUCUUGGGGACAUAUAACACCUUUGGACUAGGGGACCGUGUAAGAGAGAUUCAGGAUAAGAUAGAGAGCUUUGCUAUUAACCGCAAAGGUGCUGCUAGAAAAGGAAAUGAUGACGAAGUGACUGAGGCAGAGAUUGCGCAAAAAGAGAUGCGUUUAAAGCUGUACAAUGAUGAGAGAAUGUUUUUCAAUGUUAUCACUAAUUUGGGAAAUUAUCUACGUAAUUUUACCGAUAAACAAAGACGUCAAACAGAAUUGAAAAUUAGAUUACGUGAGAUUAAUGAGUUAUUGAGAACACAAUCUCUUAUAUUCCCCUUAGGUAAUAGUUCAGAUCCAGUCAAAUGGAUUGUAAAUAUUGCAGUUGAUGAUUGUGUAGUUUUUUCAUCUAGGGAACGAGCACCAUUUCUCUUGCGAUGUGAAGUUAUACUUGAUGAAACAGCAACUAUGAAUGAUCCAACUUCUUCAAAGUUACGACUACCUAAUGGUAAAUUCAAAAUUUCUCCUGAUUCUGAUGAGUUAUUAAGUACAUCAUAUUCUACUGAAAAUAAUGAAAAUCAAGGGGAGGUAAAUAAAAAGCGUGUAAUAGAAGGAAAUGGCUCCUUGGAGACACUUCAGUGUGCUUUUGGUGAAAUACCAGAAGAUCGUCUUGCACGCAUACGCAAAAAAUCUAUAUUUGGAAAUCAUCCAGGAUGGGGUAUAGCCUCUAUUAUUGUUAAAGCUGGAGACGAUUUACGACAAGAAGAGUUUGCUUUACAGUUGAUUGAUAUGUUUAACAGAAUAUGGAAAGAAGCUGGACUAACUUGCUCGGUUUAUCCGUAUCAUGCUCUUUCUAUUAGCGUGGAUUCUGGAAUUAUUGAGUGUAUAGAUGUUGCUUGCUCUAUUGAUGGGAUUAAAAAAGCUUGUCAAGUAUCUUAUCUUGCAGAAUUUUUUAAUGAGGCUUUCGGAGCAAAAGACUCUGAGACAUACCUUAAUGCACAACGAAAUUUUGUGGAAACAAUGGCUGGUUAUAGCAUUGUCUCUUAUAUGCUUCAGAUUAAGGACCGACAUAAUGGUAAUCUUAUGGUUACAAGCGAAGGACAUUUAGUUCAUAUAGACUUUGGUUUCAUGCUUGUUACAUCACCUGGAGGAAUAAAUUUUGAAUCAGCCCCUUUUAAACUUUCACAAGAUUUACUAGAAGUUAUGGGUGGUGUAGGUAGCGCUGCAUUUAAUUAUUUUAAAGUACUUAUGUAUCAAGGAAUGGUUGCAAUUCGUGACCGUGCAGACGAGAUUUUGGCUCUUGUGUCACUUAUGACCCCUUACAAUACCAUGCCUUGUUUUGGUAGUGAUCCUAUUGCAGCUGUUCAGCAACUUCGUUCUCGUUUUCGUUUUGAUUUGGAGACUGAAGCUGAUUUUGCUUUAUACGUGAAGGAACUUAUUAUGGGAAGUGUUGAUAAUUGGCGCACAAGGCGUUAUGAUCAAUUUCAAACCCUUCAAAACGGUAUCUUGUAG